Messenger RNA from Castor canadensis (American beaver), 936 nucleotides. RefSeq names its product olfactory receptor-like protein OLF2. Lineage: Eukaryota; Metazoa; Chordata; Mammalia; Rodentia; Castoridae. The record is from RefSeq and is a predicted model, not a curated record. Gene Ontology annotation, molecular function: G protein-coupled receptor activity; olfactory receptor activity. Gene Ontology annotation, biological process: G protein-coupled receptor signaling pathway. Gene Ontology annotation, cellular component: membrane.
AUGGCUGUUGAGAACUAUACUACAUUUACUGACUUUGUAUUCUUAGGACUUUCUGAAAGACAGGAUAUGCAACAGGGGCUUUUUAUGCUUUUCCUCUUUGUUUAUGGUAUAACUAUGAUUGCCAAACUGGGGAUGAUCCUACCGAUUCACAUGGAUGCCAGACUUCACAUACCCAUGUACCAUUUCCUAAAUAAUUUAUCCUUCUGUGAUGUCUGCUAUUCCUCCACUGUUUCUCUCAAGAUGCUGGCUGAUUUCUUAUCUGAGCAAAAGAGAAUUCCAAAUAAUUUAUGUGCCGUUCAAAUGUACUUUUUUGGAGCCUUUGCAGAUGUGGAGUGUCUCAUGUUGGCUGUUAUGGCCUAUGAUCGUUAUGUGGCCAUUUGCAGUCCCCUUCUUUAUACAAUUGCAAUGUCCCAGAGGAUCUGUACCCAGCUAGUGUCUGCUGUCUAUGCUGUAGGCUUGGUGGAUUCAGCAAUCCACACCUGCUUCACAUUUCAAUUGUCCUUCUGUAAGUCAAAUGUCAUCAAUCACUUUUUCUGUGACAUCCCUCCUUUGCUAGCUCUUUCCUGUUCAGAUACAUCCAACAGUGAGAUAGUGAUGUUCACUUUCAUUGGUUGUGUUGUCGGGGUUAGCAUUGUCACUGUUCUUCUCUCCUACAGCUGUAUCUUAGCUACCAUCUUUAAGAGGAACUCAGCUGAGGGCAGAUGUAAAGCCUUCUCUACAUGUGCCUCCCACCUAACAGUUGUGGCCAUAUUUCAUGGUACACUAUUGUUCAUGUAUUUCAGGCCCAGCUCAAGUUAUUCGAUGGACACAGAUAAAAUGGCCUCUGUUUUCUACACAGUUGUGAUCCCUAUGUUAAAUCCACUGAUCUACAGCUUAAGAAAUAAGGAUGUGAAGGGUGCUCUGAAAAAAGCAAUCAAUAAAUUCUGCUCUGGGUAA